Molecule: messenger RNA, 7787 nt
Organism: Aplysia californica (California sea hare)
Lineage: Eukaryota; Metazoa; Mollusca; Gastropoda; Aplysiida; Aplysiidae
Product: calpain-2 catalytic subunit
Exons: 16
Coding region: 255-2759 (834 amino acids)
Biological process (GO): proteolysis
Cellular component (GO): cytoplasm
Molecular function (GO): calcium-dependent cysteine-type endopeptidase activity
Source: RefSeq, a predicted model, not a curated record
CAUAAAAAUGCAAAAUCGUCCACAGGUUAGCAUUAAAAUACAUUAUUUCUUUAUUUUUUAUGUAGUCUUACCUGAUCUUACAAUAAAAAGAAUAACGUGUGUACUUCGCACUGUGUUUUUGUAUUACGACUUUAGGGGUAUUUAUUGGGACAAUUAGGACAAUGUUGUUUAUGCUGUUGCCAGGUGGUCUUUGAAUGAUCGAUGGUUCCGAUGGGAGCUUGUGCGGCUGGAUAGAUACUUCAUAAUUUGACAAAAUGGGUUGUGCAUCAUCAAAGUCAAGCAGCAGUUCAGGGCACAGGAACCGCAGGCCUAGCACCAGUAGUGAUAAAAGCAAAGACUGGAAAGAGGAAAAGGAAGAAGCUAAACCCUUAAAAGAGGACCGCAACAAUGAAGACGAAAAAAAGUUGCACAAUGGUGACAACACAACUGAUGACGACAAAACUUUUGAAUUGCCAAAACCCCCUACACCCAGACCAAAGCCACCUACUCCUGAACGUGUCCGAAGAUUAAGAGAAGAACGGGAAAACGAUGACAAAGCUUCUGAGGAAGAAAGAGCUGAGCCAUCACCACAACCACCAACGCCACCACCACCGGAACCAGAAAAAGAAAGAACAUCUCCCCAACCACCCCCAAGCCCAAAACCUGAACCUGUACCUGAACCCAAACCUGAAACUGAACAUAAACCUGAACCUGAACCUGAACCCAAGCCUGAAGCAGCUCCUGCACCAGAUCUGGCUCCUCCUGAAGAUGAUGAAGAAGAUGAUAUGGAAGAGGAUGAUACUCCAUUUGAUGAUGAUGGUGUUAGAGACAUAGAAGGUUACUCUAUGAAUGCAGUCGGACUUUUGGAUAAGACGGUUGAUUUCCGAACCAACAAUGUGGAAGAUGAGUCUGAGGUCAAACCAGUUGUAGCACCAGGCGCUUUGUACACGGAUGAGGAGUUUCCCCUUGAGAUAGCCAUUGUGCAGGACCAUUCAGGUGUUGAAUGGAAACGACCUGGGGAAUUUGUAGACAAUCCAAAGCUGUUCUCAGAUGGAGCAACCCGCUUUGACAUUGGGCAAGGAUCUGCAGGCACAUGUUGGUUCUUAUCAACUGUAGCCAACAUUGCUGGAAAUAAAUCCAUGAUAGAUCAGGUGAUUCCAGACUCGGCAUACUUAAUAGAAAAUCCUGCUGAAUAUGAUGGAACAUUCCAUGCUCGAUUCUUUCGAUUUGGCAAGUGGGAGGAUGUGUAUACUGACGACUUCCUGCCUGUCAUUUACGGAAAUGUCUUAUGGGGAGCAAAGUCAACUACAGAUGAACGUGAAAUGUGGGUUGCAUUAUUGGAGAAGGCCUUUGCAAGACUGUAUGGCUCCUAUGAUGCUGUGUAUGGAGGUCAGCCUGGUGAUGCAUACCUGCUGCUCACUGGUGGUAUCGGAGAACGGAUUGAUCUUGACAGUCACACUGACAAGGCUUCUGCCUUGUUCAAACGGAUCAAAAAUGCUCUAAACAGUGGCUGUCAAGUUGCAUGUGUUGUGCCUGAUGAGUAUGAUAAUCAUCAAGGCCUGGUGGGAGGUCACGCCUAUUCAUUGGUUGGAACAGCUGAGGUGGGCAGAACUAAACUGAUGCGUGUGCGAAAUCCAUGGGGUCAUGGCGAGUGGAAAGGAGCUUGGAGUGACGGGAGCUCUGAAUGGCUCAGUAUCCCAGACAACUCCAUUUCAGCCCCCAACAAAGAUGAUGGGGAAUUUUAUGUGUCCUUGCCAGACUUUAUGACCUACUUCUCCCAGACAACCAUUUGCUCUUUGACCCCAGAUUUUGACUGUGAUGGAACCUCAGACUCUCUCAACCAUGUUCUUGGCAUCUAUGGAGAAUGGAAGCAAGGAUGUACUGGAGGAUUUCAUAAACUUUUAAAGAAUCCUCGUUACUGCUUUGAAAUAAGUGAUGCAGGUAUGAUGGAGGAUGGAACUGUUCCUUUUGUUGCUCAAAUAAUUCAGCAGUCCCAGAAAAGGAAGGCUGACAAUAUUUCAGUCCGCUGUGAUAUUUUCAAGAUCCUUGGAGACAGAAUCAAACCAACUGGAAGAUGUAUUGCAAUGGAAAUUCAAGGCCAGAAAACUAAUGUGUAUGCUCCAGAGCUGCAGACCUCUUUCCGACACAAGCUCAAACCCGGUCGCUACAUGCUGGUCCCAUCUACCUUAGAUGAAGGUUUGGAAAAGGCAUUCUUGCUCCGUGCCUUCAGUUCAGCACCACUUUUGAACAUCAAGGAAAUCACGCCGGAUGUGAAUCUUGUGUCUUGUGAAAAUGAGGAGACUCUGGAAAUUAACGGCAGAGUUGAAAAACUUAGCUUUGACAAAACCUUGUUUGGAGAGUUUAUCGCGGGUCAGAAUGCCGGAGGUCAAGUGUCACAUAGAGACAGCUACCACCUCAAUCCUCAGUACCUCAUCAACAUCCCUGACAAAGGUCGAGAUGUACCUCUGGUUGUGCACAUUAUGCAAGUCCAAGAAGAGCCCCAGUACCCUGUGGGCAUCAGGCUGUUCAAUCUUGGCUCAGGAGCCAAACCUCCCCUGGACAUCAACUACUUGUAUGACCACUACAACGACAGCCCCAACCACCUGGAAGGCAGUCAGGCCAAGUUUAUGAUCUCCUGGGAUGUUGAUGUUCGGUACAUGCUCCCUCCGGGAAAGUACGUGGCAGUGGUCCAUAUGGAUGAACCAAACACCCAGAAAGAAUUUUCCAUUGUCUUCAAAUCCAACACUCAAAUCAGGAUCAAGGGCUAUCAGACUGGAUAAAUCCAUGACUGACAAGUUGUUCCAAGUCAUCUUUCAGAAAAGAUAUGGAUUGAAAAUUACUCUAUAAAGUCUUGUAUGAAUAUGUUGGGUUUUUUUCAAUAUUUGUUAGUGCUAUACGCACAGGAACACUGUGAUACACAUAUAUAUUUUUAUGGCAUGUUGAGUCUUAUUUGACUGUCUGUGAUAUUCAAAAAGUACAUUCCCUCAUUUUGACCAACUGCUUAACUCUUUUCAUUUUGUUUCAAAAUAAAGGGUACCAUUCUCAAACAUGUACAGCUUUUUUUUUGUAUUGUGCCCAAGAUAUUUCAUCCUGCUUUACUCGUAUGUUGGUUCAUUUUUUGUUUUAUACAAUCCUCAAAGCUCUGAACAUUUUGCUAGAUACUAAUGCAACCCUAUACUGUCAUAGUAUGCGGCAGUGUUUGCUAUCAUAUCCUCAUUGAAAACAAAAGAGUGACAGGAAUAGAACAAUAUUAUACUGUAAUUAGGUUCUGUCUGGUAAUAGGAACCAGCUGGAAGGUAUGUGUACUUUGUUCAAAACUUACCUGUUUUAAUUUUUUUAACGCAUUGUGAAGGCCACUUGAAUGCAUCAAAUCACAAACACCUGUCAGGCCUGAAAUCGAAGCAUCUUUUUUUAUGCAGAUGUAUCUUUGUACAUGGAAAAAUGAAUAGCUGCACAUAUUGUGUGUCCUUUCUGUUUGUUAAAAGGGGUGUUCAAAAUGCUUUUCCAAACAGAAAAAUGUUUGUUAAGUUUAUGUUAGAUCUAACGGCUUUCAAACAAAUUUUACGAUAGCAAAUUCAUUUUCUUCUUUUAUGGAUACUUUUGAAUGCAGUAGACAGGAAAUAAUUUUUUAAUCACAUCUAUUUUGAAUUUUUCGUAGAAUUAGCUAAUUUUUUAUUUAUUUUUUUCCCCUUUAAAAAAUGAUGUAAAUGUUGGUUUCAAAGACCUAAGAUAAUCUGGUCACUUAAAUUUGUAAAAAAUGGAAAAUGUUUGUCUUAUCCUAAUAUCUACAAAUUCUUUUUUUCAUCCACAUUCUGGUCUGUGGAGUUAUGUUUGGGUCACUUUUUAUUAUCAGCAUUAAUCUCUACACAGCUAUCUUCCACUAGUGAAGAGCUACUGCAUGCAUAGCAAGAGGUCCUCUUGUAAGAAUGUGCAACUAGACUAACUGAUUCAGCCCGCAGCGCCUCUAACAGCGGCUGACUGUCUCCUGUGUUUUGACGCAGAGCCGCUCUUAUAUAUUGCUCCCUUUUCUUAGCAUUGCUUUCUUCUCGUCUUUUUUUCUGAACAUUUCUAUGUGCCACACAUAAGGUUUUAUCAAAUUUAGAUAUUUCUUUAUUAAUUUUUUCUGAGACCACCCGUGAGGUCACGAAGCGAUCACAUUACAUUAUUUGCAUCUGAAGUCAAAGUCAAAAUGAUCUGCGGGCCGAGUCAGUUAAGACUCUAAGUAAGGGGGGAAAAAUUGUUUUUUCUCUCAGUGUAUAAGAUCUAGCAUUUUAAGUCUCUUGUUCACCCAUUUUUAAGUAGGUCCCUACCCUGUAUUGCAUAACUUGUCUUUUUAUACACUAUAUGAAACAUACUUUGUUGAGCAUAAAUAUGUUGUAAAUUACUUUUUAAUUCUAUUUCUAUACCGUGACCUGUGAUAACCUAUAGUCUUUUUUCUGGCUUUUUAAAAAAACCAUCACUGUCUUAUUGAACUUAACACUUUAAAUGUAGAUAUACCGUUGUACAGCUUUUCUUUUCUAUUCGAUUUCUUCAAACAGGGUUGACAAGUUUGUCAAAAGUCAGUUUAUGCCUUAAUUUUUCUGUGAAUCUUGACAUUUGUAUAUUUUUCAGAUCUUAUUCUAUUUAAUUUCAAAGUACUGUGAAAGUGCUCAGGUCACCAAAUCAGUGAAAUUCAUGACUACAAAAUUUUUACUGAAUAGGAAGAAAAAUAUGAAAAAAACCUGUGAUGUGAAAGGGCAUCGUCGAAAUAAAGUUGAAAUGGCGUGUCAAAAUGAUGUAAACAUUUACUGUCCUAGUUGCUACAUAUUUUCAUGUAAUAAACAUAGUCUACAUGUGAGCAACACUGGGUUCAGGACGAAGAGACUUCAAGUACUCAUCUGAAAAGAGAACUUAUUCUCUGCCCUAUGACAUCAAAGCACGAGUGCAUACUGGCUUCUAUCAGCACUGAACAUAAUUUCUUGAUUCUUGAAAGUUUGUGUAACCGUUAAAUGUAAUAAUGUCAAUCCAGUAGCAAAAUCGCAUGUAUUGGUAAUCAUAACUAUUUGAAGUAUAUGACAAAGAUAUGAUGUCAGUUGCUAUUUCCUCUUUCUCGUAUCUUUAAGGCAGAGGAAGGAAUAAGGGAAAUGGGAGUAGCAUAUACUCUGUUCUUUGUAUUUGAAUUUGGUCUCAAAUAUAAUACUUUUUAAAAUCUACUCUAAUGUCCUAUUAUAUUAUUAUGUGCACCUUUCUUUUGUAUAUUUGCAUUUAUAUCAAACUAAUUAAAUUGUUGAUAUUAGCUCCCCUUUCACCAGUGCAAUUUGCCCUUUACUUCGCCAUACAUCAGGUCUCAACAUUUUGUAGAAGCUCUGGAAAGAGUGAAGUAGUGCAAACUUGUCAAUACCUGCGGGGGAAUUCAUAUAUGACUUGAUGAAAUUGUGACUGUAAGUUAUCCAGCCAAGAAUUGAGCCUUUGUGGUUAGUACUUAUAUUCUCUCCAGCCAAAGGCAGGCCGUAACUGACAAUAGAAACACCAUAGAGAAAUAAUUGAAAACUUGUAAACCCAAGCAAUAAGGCAUGCAUGUCAUGGGGUAGUUUUUGAGGACUUUGGUUACACAUAAACAAACUAAGAUAAUUUUUAUACUUUUAAGUUAAAUGUAUUUGAAAAUACCUUUUUGGUCUGAUGUAUUGACUUGUCUACCUCUCUCAAACAUAGCAUUUGAUACCCCAAAUAUUUCAAUAAUGUAACAAGGUUGAGUGACCUGCACUUUAUAUAAAAUAUUGUACACGUAUAUAUAUAUUAUAUUGUUACUUACAUUGUCUACAGCACAGGACUGAAAAGAAUGUCUGCAACCUGUUCAGGAGUUUUGAUGGAAUUUUAACCCUGAGUAAUGAUUAGAUGUAUAUUUUUAACAAGGUUUCUGGUUUGCCAUAAAGAAAAAAAAAAGUGCAAUCUGAAUGAUGGCUGUGAACAUUCUGUCAGCAGAUUAUUUUUUGACUUAGAACAGGUGUGGUUUUCAUUUUCAAUAUCCUCACGCACUUUACCCUUGUUUUAAGUUUUAUUUAUCUCAUUAGAGUCUGUCUGUCUUUUUUGGUUUGAAUAUUUUGUACUGUUCUUUUUCUUGUUUUUACAUUUCAGUUGCAAUUUCUACCACAGUACUGUUAUAACGUCUGGCUCCCUGUUCAUAUCACUUUUAUAUUUGACUUUAUUUGCUCCAAGAAGACAUUUCUUGAUUUACUGUUACAAAUCCACUGUUGAUGCUCACUGAUACCGAAAAUGUAUUAUAUACUGUGUUUAUGUAUACAGAUUUUUUUUACUCUACACUGCUGAUUUCUCCCUUCCCCCAAGUAAGUGGUUUAUUUAUACAUGCCCUUAUAAUGGUUUUUUGUGUGCAUUUUCAAUUAAAAUUGUGUCUCAAUCUUUAAGUACCAAGAAAAUUGCUUUUGCUUUUCAAAAGUAUUGAUACUGCUGUAGUGAAGAAAAAGAGCAAAAGACAUUCUGUACAUUAAAAGACAGAAAGUUACAUUCUUCUUUUUUGAUUUUUUAACAGACCAAAUACUUCCUUUUUUUCAGUAGACACAUGAAAUAAUUACUUUGCACUAUAUUUAGUUUUUUCUGUCAGUUUUUCUGAGAAGUGAUCGGAUUUUAUUUUAAAAUAGUAUGUAGAUGAGUUUUUUAAUAUGAAUCAAGGAUAUUGAUAAAUGUCAAAAUGAAGUGCAAAGACAUGUGCAAACUUUAUUCAGUAUGCUACAUCAUGACAAACACGACUUAUUGUUAACAUCAGUGAUUCCAGAUUAAUCUGGAGGACUUCAGAGUUUGACAUGUGAUUUUACUAUAAACAUGACUGUGUGAUACAUUUUUGAGUCUUCUUUUAGAACAAGCAGCAAUAUAAGCAAUAAACAUUCUCUGAAUGCUCACCAGUUUUGGUUUCACUUUAUCUUCAAAUAAAAAUCAACUUCAAAAUCAAAUUUUGAACAUUUGCAAUGCAUGGUCACCAGAGCAGCCUCUAUCCCUUUUCUUUAAAUGAACUUGAAUAUCAACAGGUAAUGACAGUAAUUACAUUCCUGAGUGGAUAUCGAAACCAGUAUUAUUCAAAAUUUCAGAGCGUUGUGAUUACCGCUAUUGCAUGGAGGGGCUUUCUCCUCCAUAAAACCUGCACUCACUUGCUUUGCAUCGAGCUCUGUCUUACUUUUGUAUGUGUCACCCUGUGAAAAAGUCGUCACAAUCUUUAAGUACUAAGAACAUUGCUUUUGCUUUUUAGAAGUAUUGAUAAUGCUGUGGUGAAGACAAAGAGCAAACGCAAAGUCCUCACAAAAGACAUUGUCCAUUGAAAGAUAAAAAGUUGUGUUCUUCAUUUUAUUCAAUUCAAUCCUUUGUUUUUUUAACAGACCAAAUACUUACUUGUUGUUUUUUUUAGUAGAAGCCUGAAAUAAUUACUUUGCCCUAUAUUUUUACUAUUUGCUUACACUGUUUUUCUGAGAAGUGAAUGGAUUUUAUUCAAAAAUUAGGAUAGUAUGCAGUUGGGUUAAGAUAUGAAUCAGGGAUAUUUAGAAAUGUCAAAAUGAUGCACAUUUUUGGUAAAGUUUUAUUUUGACACAUUCAGAAGAAUAUUGGACUGCAAAGACUUACAUUGUGCAAACUUUACUCAGCAUGCAACAUCACGACAAACAGAUUUAUUGUUAACAUCAGUGAUUCCAGAAGUUCCAUAUUUAGUCUGGAAGACUUAAGAGUUUGACAUGUGAUUUUACUCUAAACAUGACUGUGUGAUACAUUUUUGAGUCUUCUUUUAGAACCAGCAGCAAUAUAAGCAAUAAACAUUCUCUGAAAGCUCA